Messenger RNA from Penicillium bovifimosum, 3825 nucleotides. Its product is annotated as hybrid sensor histidine kinase/response regulator. Bases 1 to 3825 code for a protein of 1274 amino acids. Gene Ontology annotation, biological process: protein autophosphorylation; phosphorelay signal transduction system. Gene Ontology annotation, molecular function: histidine phosphotransfer kinase activity; phosphorelay sensor kinase activity. The record is from RefSeq and is a predicted model, not a curated record. The transcript has 3 exons. Lineage: Eukaryota; Fungi; Ascomycota; Eurotiomycetes; Eurotiales; Aspergillaceae.
AUGACUUUGGCCGAGCAGACCAGUGCGCAGUCAUCUUUCAAUAUGGCGCACGAGCGCGAAUUAUACAGAUAUCUCCCGCGCGAUCACUCCGCAUAUCCCUUCGCUCCGUUCGAUGACGCCAGUCAGAAGAAUUUCGUUGCGCAACCAUCGCAAGACCAUGCCUUAACAUCCUUCGCCCAACUAAGUGCUAUGAGGCUAGGCGCCCAACGGGCAAUGAUAUCGCUCUUCGAUCGCACCCAUCAGUAUAUUCUAGCCGAGGCUACUGGAUUACCGGAUCUCGAUGGUCACGACGACUUAUGGUUGGGAUGCUGUGUUUUGCCUAACCGGAAUAGUGUCUGUAGGGCCGUCGCAGCUCUCCCACUGUCGCAGCCUUCGGAUGAUCCUGCGAUUAUUGGGGGCAGCGCCCUCGUAAUAACAAACAUGAAGGAGAGUGGGCAUAUCGAAAUCUCCAGCUUGGCGGAAUGUCUUUCUAGGGCACAGUUCUAUGCUGGAGUACCGAUUGUUAGUCCUAGGGGGAUCACAAUCGGGUCAUACUGCAUCUUCGAUACUCAACCUCGGCACUCCGGGCUCGACGAACCAUCGAUAAGGUUCAUGAAACGAAUGGCCGCGACCGUCAUGGAAUACUUGGAUUUGGUGCAAGCGAAAAGCCAGCAUACUCAGGCUAAAAGAAUGAUUUUGGGUCUGGGGAGUUUCGUAGAAGGCAAGACUACGCUCCGCGAUUCAUGGCUUGAGGCAAAAAAUGAGCAAGAUGCUUCUACAGGUCAACAAUCUGGCGAGAUUGUGGAGGGACAGUUGAAUAAAGAACAGCAAGACCUACAAGAAGCACAAGAUUACUCUCCAUCCCGACAACAUCCAUAUCGCCCCUUUGAGAAAGGGCAUUUGCCGGACCUUCCCCAUAUCUCACAUGAUGCCGUGGAGAGUCCCGGCUCGGCGGCCACAACCCCCGUCUCAGUGACCAAAUUUUCCAGCAGCAAUCCACGAUAUUUGGAACAAAGUGAACCGAAGACGGAUAUGAAUCAACAAGAGAAGGCAACGUUCCGAAUCUCUGUCUCGAGCGACAACAUACCGGAUGAAACGGGUUCAGUCUCUUUGCAGAAGAUAUUCUCUCGAGCGGCGAACCUGAUUCGAGAAUCUCUUGAAGCGGAAGGCGUUGCCUUCCUCGAUGCGAGCAUGGACUCUUACGGUGGGCGUGUGGGGGAUGAGCGCGGUAAAGCGCGAAAAGCGCGGGCAGGAGAUGAGACAGCAAGCAGUGCGGACAGCACCGACUCAGGAGGUUGCGAGAGUGCGCCAAGCAUCAGGGUUCCUUCUGCUCCGAGUUCUGAGAAAGACACUACCACCUGUCAGACCCUGGGUUCUUCAACUUCACAAUCCUCCACCAUUAAUGAUGAGUCAAGGUUUGGUUCGAAGUCAGGUAAUGAAUGUGCGCUUCGGGGGUCUGUCUUGAAAGCUAUGUUGAAUAGGUACCCCCAUGGUAAAAUUUUCAAUUACAACGAGAGUGGGGUAUUAUCCGAUGACAGCAGCAGUGGCAAUUCCCCCGGGACCUCAACACAGAUAUCGGGGUCUGAAACCAAAAAGAGAAUACAGAAGCCACACCACAGACGGGAUGCCAAUAAUCUGAUCAAGGUGCUCGAGGGCGCCCGGAGCAUUAUCUUCUUGCCUCUGUGGGAUUCCCACAAAUCGAGAUGGAUUUCUGGUAUUCUUAUCUGGACUAGUUCUCCCAAACGGUUCUUUACAUCUGAAAACGAACUCGCGUACCUUCGUGCCUUUGGCAAUAGUGUCAUGGCCGAGGUCCACCGACUGGAUGUGGAGAUGGCGGAAAAAGCCAAGACCAACCUGGUUAGCAGCAUCUCGCAUGAAUUGAGAAGCCCACUGCAUGGCAUCCUCGGAACUUCAGACUUGUUAGGCGACACAUUCAUGAAUGCACUUCAACAAGGAAUGGUUCACACGAUCGAGUCUUGUGGACGUACCCUCCUUGACACUUUGAAUAACUUGCUCGAUUUCACUUACAUUAGAAAGUCCAAGAUCAAUUAUGGAACAACACAUAGACCUGGCGAGGAUCCAGGUCAGGAUCGAGUAAAACUGAAGCACAACCGGCGCGGCAGUUGCGAGAUUGGCUAUGCGGCCGUCCAGCUAGAUGUUAUUUUAGAGGAAGUGGUGGAGAGCGUCUUUGCGGGUCAUAGCUUCUACCAUCACCAACGUGCACAGCCUCGGUCUGUGAACAAGGGAGAAGAGUCAGACACAGUUGUCCUUCCAUCCAAGCAAGUGACCGUCAUUUUGGAUAUCCAUGAGGCCGCAGAAUGGAACUUCUUCACACAGUCUGGUUGUUGGCGCCGCGUUUUAAUGAACGUCUUCAGCAAUGCACUGAGUUAUACCACUUCAGGUUUCAUUUAUGUGGGGCUGAAGGCUGCCGAAGUACCUCGUCCAGGAAGCCAGGACUCUGCUCAGUCUGAAGAUCCCAAUAGCCAAUAUAUGGUCACCUUGACCGUCAAAGACACAGGCCAGGGCAUUGAUGCGAAUUACCUGCGAGGCGGCUUAUUCACACCCUUCUCACAAGAGGAUGCCCUGGCCUCUGGAACUGGACUGGGAUUGAGCAUUGUUCGCCAAGCGCUUGCUUCUCUUCGCGGUUCUAUUGAAGUUACCUCCGAGAAGAAUCGAGGAACUGAGAUAUCCAUCGAAGUUCCUAUGAGGCAUGCCACAAUACCAGAUACGUCUGAUAGAUCUUCACCGAGCGCAGCGUACGAUUUCGUCAGGGAUCAAGCCAAAGGUAAAACAAUCGGUCUGGUUGGAUUUGGCUCAUCGCCUGCAUGCGAGCAAGACGCCACUCUCUACAGUUCUUUGGAGCGACUCUGCCAUGACUGGUUCCAUCUCACGGUCAAGAAGGUGUCUCUUCAGGGCGGGGAUACCGCCCCCUGUGACUUCUAUCUGAUGGUGCAUACUGAUCUCGACAGUCCAGACGUGAAAGAGAACCAGUCGCUCAUUCUUGAUCAGGCGAGUAAGUUCUCGCCGCUGGUGAUAAUCUCUCGGUCUCCUGAGACUGCGCACAAUUUGUGCGCGCGUGCCAUGAGCCAAAACCAAGAAUCUGUUGUUGAGUUCAUAAGCCAGCCUUGUGGACCGUGCAAACUCGCGAAGGCUUUGGGGCUGUGUAUCCGUCGACUGGAUGGUCAAGGUUCCAUCAACACCGAGGAGACGCGUUGGGUUGAAAUGCCAGAAUCUUCUCACCUACCGCUUGACAUUGGACCAAGAACCGCACCAGACGGCAGAAUGAAAAUCAGCAAACGACCUACGGAAGAUAUCAUAGUAAACCAGGAUAACGAAAGCUCUAACACCUCUUCCAAAGGUCGAAUUGAGAAGGAUGUUCCUGCCCCACAGAGAGAAACUUCGUCCUCGGGGAUUGUUUCAGAGGAGACAUCAGGCAGCUGCCGUCCGUCGGUAUUACUGGUCGAAGACAACCCUGUCAAUCUGAAAAUCCUUGUUGCCUAUAUGAAGAAAGAAGAUUUGAAUUACACGACAGCAACGAAUGGACUGGAGGCCGUACGGGAAUUUGAAGCUAGUCCUGGGAAGUUUGGAAUGAUUCUUCUAGACCUCUCGAUGCCAGUCAUGGAUGGGUUUGUAGCCAGUCAAAGAAUUCGGCAGUUUGAAAGGGAUCAUCUCAAAUCAACUCCUUCCUCAAAGCCAGCCUGGUACCCGGUGACCAUCGUGGCUUUGACAGGGUUGGAUAGUGAUGAUGCUCAGCGGGAGGCAUAUGUAUCUGGAAUCGAUAUCUAUCUGAAAAAACCGGUUAGUCGGCAGAACAUACACUCCCUGCUUGAGACGCUCGGUGCGUGA